This is a messenger RNA of Pezoporus occidentalis (night parrot), 3706 nucleotides long. RefSeq names its product cysteine and serine rich nuclear protein 1 (gene CSRNP1). Gene Ontology annotation, cellular component: nucleus. Bases 1339 to 3051 code for a protein of 570 amino acids. NCBI's taxonomy places the organism in Eukaryota, Metazoa, Chordata, Aves, Psittaciformes, Psittacidae. Gene Ontology annotation, biological process: regulation of transcription by RNA polymerase II. Gene Ontology annotation, molecular function: DNA-binding transcription factor activity, RNA polymerase II-specific; sequence-specific DNA binding. The transcript is spliced from 4 exons. The record is from RefSeq and is a predicted model, not a curated record.
CAGUUAGAAGAAAUUUGGCCGGUGGAGGAGCUUCAGCUGGCAGGAGAGGAUGGGGACUGGGUAUUUGGCACCCCAUAUCUGCACUGUCCCUGUCCCUGGGAUGUAUGUGUCCAUCCCCAUGUCAUCUGAAUCUUAGGGAUGCUUUAGGGUUUGUGUAAUUACCUAUGGUUUUAUUGGUGAGGUGGCUGCUAGCAUCCCAUGUCACUGGGGCUCUCCCCUCUUGCUGGAGGUUUCUGGGCUAGGGCUGCAUCUCUUCCACUAUGGUUGUGCCUUGCAGCCUGGUGGGAUAGGGUCAGAGUAAGUCACUGGUCCAGCAGCAGCCUGGUUCUCAGCUUUGGGUAUAGCUUCAAAAUAAGCUAGCAGUGACUUACGCUGAAGCAGAAGUAUCUGGUACACUGUUGCCAGCAUCUAAAAGGAGAAACAGUCCAUAACCUAGGCAAGAGCAUCUCAGGUUAUGGGGGUUGUGUUAUCUGUUAGCCCAUUGUAGGCAAAGUGGGCAGCUUUUGUGCAAUUUCAAGAGACAGAAUCCCCACAAACUUCAUAAAAGCAAAGGUUAAAGAUGCAACAAAGUUUUUUGUUGUUUGGUGGUUUUUUUUUUCUUGGAUUGUUUGUGGUUUUUUUUUCCUUUUUUUCUUUAAGAUGAACAGGGGAAAAGCAUGCAGGAAAUUUAGGAAUCUAGGCAAGUACAGAGCUCCUUUGUUUUUAAUUAGCUGCGUUGUUUUUAAUUGCUACUAUGCUUGAUACAUAACCCAGCCUAAACAAGAAUAGCUUAUUGAAUGGAGGACUGACUAUGAAAGGCACUAAGAGAAGAAGAGCUGUUCUUCACAGUUGAUAUAUUUGUAUUUCAGUGCUUCAUUUAAUAAGUCUGUUUCCCCAGGGGGCUGUAGCAAGUAAAUCAUGCCAACAGAUUGUUCUCUGCAAACUGGCUUAUUUUUGUAAUUAGCAAAACAUUAAAGCUGUAACUGCAUAGAAAGCGAUCUGGGUGAGGAUUUAACAUAAAAGAAUUAGUAAGCACAAUGUAAUACUUACUCUUUGAUAACAUUUGUGUUGAUUGAAUUGGUUUCUGGACAGUUUGUUGUGUGCAGUGGUAAUCUUUUUUCUGCAGCAUCAUAAAAAGGGAGCGAGGUUCAGCAGGUGUGCACAGCAAGGGUAGCAAGGUGUGGUUUUCCUAGGGAGCCCGUUUUGGGAAUCACCCCUGCAUGGCCAGGUAGACCUGGUGGAGAAGCCUUGCUGGGGGUUAAAGCCAUCCUGCUCAUCACCAGAAACUGCCAGUAUUUCCCUUGCUUCAGUUUGUGUUUCUCCUUUGUUUUCCAGUUAUAUGAAAAGUACGGUGUCACCAUGAGUGGGGUAUUGAAAAGGAAGUAUGAAGAGCUGGGGGAUGACAGUACCUACUGCUCCUCCUCCUCCUGCUCCCCCCUCUCGUCUUCAGCGUCUUCAGGCUGGGAGACGGAUGAGGAGAGCUCCCGCGGAGAGCCCAAGCCUAGCUCUGCCUUAACGCCCAGCUUCACCCCCACAUCUAUCCUGAAGAAAUCCAAGCGGCUAAAGAAGAACAAUGUGGAGUUUGACCGGGUCACUGUGUUUUACUUCCCACGCUGCCAGGGGUUCACAAGCGUGCCUAGUCGCGGGGGCUGUACCCUGGGGAUGGUGAGCAAACACAGCUCCUCCCGGCAGUUCACGCUAGCAGAGUUUUCAAAGGAACAGGAAAACGUUCGUCGGGUGAAACUGGAAGAGAAAUUAAAAGAGGAGAAGUUGGAGGCAUUGAAAUGGAAACUAACCAUGAAUGGCACAAAGGAGUCAGAGGAGGCCAACCAGCUCACUAUUGAAGACAUCUCUGAUGAUGACAUCGAUGUCAGCAACGUGGACCUGGAGGACGGCUUCUUUCUCCAGCCCUACCCUGCCAAGAAGAGGCGUGCACUGCUGAAAGCCAUGGGGGUGAAGAAGAUCGACAAGGAGGAGAAGCGGGAGCUGCACAACAUCCGCCUGUCCCGGGAGGACUGUGGCUGCGACUGCCGGGAGGUCUGCGACCCAGAGACCUGCAGCUGCAGCUUGGCAGGCAUUAAAUGUCAGAUGGAUCACACCUCCUUCCCCUGUGGCUGCACCAAGGAUGGCUGUGGCAACACUGAGGGCAGGAUCGAGUUCAACCAGGCCCGCGUGCAGACCCACUUCAUCCACACCAUCAUGAAGCUGGAGCUGGAGAAGCAGCAGCAGAGUAGUGAGAAGGUGGCAGAGGCCGAGCCCCCCUUUCGGGAACGGCUCCCACAGUUGGGAUGUGCAACAGGGAAGGGCUCUUUGGAGGAGCGUGCAGUGCCGCUGGCACCCGCCUUCCAGUUCAGCCCUGACCUGGAGGCCUUGGGGGAGAACAGCUGCAGCAGUGACAUGACAGACUCCUCCAUCUCCUCCCACCCCAGUGAGGACCUGGAGGAGCCCUACGAGAGCCUCCCCUCCGACAAAUCCCAGUCGGAUGUGGAUGACGAUGGCUUGGCACGCAUCCUCCACUUCAACGACUCAGAUGCCGAGGAAGAGGGUGGCCAUGGUCAUGAUGACCUGAGCUGCUUCCACCCCACCGAUUUCUUCAUCGAGGACCAUGGUGAUGAGCCUAAGCCUGUCCCUGGCCACUUAUCCCACCUCUCCGAGUGCCUGGAUGAGAACGCUAACCAGGACAGUGGCAGUUUGCUGGAGGAUGCUGCUCAUGCACGGUGCGAUGGACUGUCCUGCUGCACCUCAUCCCCAGCUGAGCCCUGUUCCAGGAGCUACGCUGACCUCAGCCUUUCCUCAGACUCCUUGGAUUUCUUCCAGUCCUUCUCAGACUAUAAUUUGGGACCCCUUUACAACUCCUUGAAGGAGUACGAGAACCUCGAUAACUUCUCAGCGUUACAGUUUCAGUUGCCUAAUUUUCCAGGUUUCCCACAAGCUGGAGACCAGGGCUCCUGUUUCUUGGAGUCCCUUAUUGGUUUGUCCGAAUCUGUCCCUGAAACCCCAGCCCCUUUCACAGACAAUCAACUUUUGGAGGAUGCCAUCAAGUCAUCGCUGAUGGAGACGGUGAAAGUGUGAAAUGCUUGAGCAGCGAGGAACAGCCUGAAGGAAAACCGAAGUGGGCAAACUUGCACCAAAAGGAUGAUGUGUUACUCAAAAAUAAGGAGAAAAAAAUCAAACAGAAAAGGACUUUCUAAGCAAACAAACUAUUUUUGGUCUUUGUAGAACGUGGACGUUUUGACAUACUGCAGCUACAAUCAGUUCUCUCACUGUUUGUGCAAAAAUUUCUAAACUUUCAUGAUGGGGUGGGGAGGGAGGGAAAAAGACUUUCACGUAUGAGUUUCCUUGUGUUUUGUAUGAAAAGACCUGUAGAGAAAUACUCCUCGCUAACAUUGCCAGUCGUACACACAGCCCCUUCUAGAAAUGUUUCAGUGUUGCAGGAACUUUUUAAGGCAACUUUUUGAAGCUGUAUUUAUUGUGAAAAUUUGUGGUUUGCGUAAGAGUUAGCCCAGCAGGCUCUUGCGUUUAAAUCGGACAAGGUUUACAGAAGAGAUCCAUACACUAUAUACAUAAUCAUUCUUCAUCUAUUUAUUGCAAAUUCCAGAAUUUAACUAGGCACCGAAGCUUGAACUAGCAUGGAACCUUAUUUAAAUUGGUAAUACCUCAGAUGUAUUAUGUGUACAAUCAUAUUUUUUUGCAUAAUAUAUCUGUAUUUAUUUAUUUUCUACCUGUA